Messenger RNA from Fonticula alba, 5271 nucleotides. RefSeq lists its product as hypothetical. Bases 1 to 5271 code for a protein of 1756 amino acids. The record is from RefSeq and is a predicted model, not a curated record. The transcript has 5 exons. Lineage: Eukaryota; Rotosphaerida; Fonticulaceae.
AUGAGCGGCGGGCUGUGCGCCACCUGCCACGCCACCUGCGCCACGUGCUACGGGCCGGAGCCGGGGCACUGCCUCACCUGCGGCCCGGCCACUCCGCUGCUGGUCGGCGGCACCUGCUUCGAGGCCUGCCCGCCGGGGACCUUCCAGCAGGAUACCGCGUGCCUCCCCUGCCACGCAGGCUGCCCCACCUGCAGCGGCCCCGAGUCCUCCGAGUGCACGUCGUGCGCCGGCGACCGGGUCCUCCACCAGGGGACCUGCCUGCUGGGCUGCCCGGGCGGCUGGUUCGCCGAGGACGGCGUCUGCGCCGCCUGCCACCCGCUGUGCCUGCUGUGCGACCGGGCCGAUGGCUGCACGGCCUGCCCGGCCGGGGGGCUUCUCGGCCCGGACUCCCUGUGCGUCGAGGUCUGCCCCCGGGGGACGCGCGCCUGCCCGGUGACCGGCCGGUGCGAGGGCUGCCCCGAGGGGUGCACCGCAUGCGAGUCCUCGGGCGAUGCGGCCUGCACGGCCGUCUGCACGGCCUGCGCCGGCGGGUGGCUCCUGUCCGGCGGCCAGUGCGUCAGCGCCUGCCCGGCCGGCGAGUAUGCCGUCCCCGGGGGGCACAGCUGCGCCGCCUGCAGCCACCCCUGCCGGACCUGCCUCGGGGCCGCGGACGCGGCUGCCACACUCGCGCGCUCUCCCGGCCCAUGGUCGCGCGUGCUUCUCCUGGUCCUGCUGGGCCUCCUGGCCCGGCACAUCGCCUCGGCCAACGAGGCUGAGGACCCCAAGGUCUUCCUCCAUCAGGCGCCCAACUCGGCCAAGGCCCCGGAGACGCCGAUCGGCUAUUUCACCAGGCCCGGGUCUGUGUCCUCGGCGGUGGUCCGGCACUCCACCAAUACCAUGCACAUUCACCGGCAAACCAAUGCCCUGGCCAGGGUCCCGGAGGCACGGUGGGGGCAUUUCUUCUCCCGACAGCCGGGCGAUGUGGUCACUUGUCCGCGAGCGCCCCUGGCCUCGGCCCAGCCGCUGCUCUUCCUGCCGGUGCCGCAGCACAACCUGCCCGUCAUCAUCGAGCGCAAUUCCCAGUCCAUUGCCCUGUUCCAUUCGAGCACAAUUCACCCCCUGCCGAACCCGGACACCGAGAUUGUGGCGGUCAUCGCGCCGACGCCGGAGCAGGCCGACUUCCUGGUGCUGCUGAAGCCGCCCUCGGGCACGCGGGAUCUUGCCGUGAUGAACAUCGAGCGGGACCUGCCCUUGCGCCAAAAUGCCCUGACCGGUCUCUCGCCGGCCCCGGAUCCGGUGCUGGGCGUCCCCGGGCCCGGCCGAUCGGUCUACUCGCAUUACCUGCAGCGAAUUCGUAACACCAACAUCUACCCGGCUUCCCAGUCCCCGAGCACGCGCAUGUGGGACACCUUCACGUCGGUGGUCCACCUGCUGGCCACGCGACUGACCUCCCCCCAGGCCACCUGUCCCGGGGGGGAUGUCAUCUUGCUCAUGGUCAAUGGCCAAUUUGCCCUGUACAACUGCUUCAACAUCGCCUCCUCCUCGCCCAACAUAUCGCCCUCCUACAGCGGCUCCAUCCCGGAAUCGGCCAUGGCCGGCGGGCGCUUCAUCAACCCGGAUCUCGCCAGUAUCGCCGACCCCAUGCCCUUCCUGUACUAUGUCGGCUCGGUGGCCAGCACCCACGGCGCUGACACGGGCCUCUGGCGGGCCGACAUGCGCGACAUCCCCAACAUCACCUGGCACCGGGUGGUGCUCCCUCCUGUCGUUUCCCAGUCCAGCCUGGAGAGGGCCCGGCUCCUGAACAUGAGCAUCGCCACCGGCGGCCAGUGGUUUCUCCUGAUAGAUGGCGUGGUCUUCUUCGACUCCGAGGCCUUCGGCUGUGCCACCGACACCAGUAUUGUCUGUGACGUCGACGGCGCCAGCACGGGCACCACCCGCGGCUGGGCCUGCAAGCCCGGCCGUCUGGAGGCUCCCUUUGCCACGCAUGGCCGUCUGUGUGACGGCUGCUCCGACGGGUCGUACAUGGACUGGGCUGAUGGCUCCCGGGCUUGCCGACCCUGUCCCGGCUUCUGUCGCACAUGUGCCGAGCCGUCGCGCUGCCUGCUUUGCAAAUCCGGCACCUUCAUGGACCCGCAGGGGGCCUGCACCUCGAUCUGCCCCCUCGACAUGGUCCCCAAGGAUGGUGUCUGCCAGUUGCUGGGUCUGGCCCAGGUGUCCCUGGCCGAAGCUGUCCCCGAGGAGAUGUGGCCCCUGUCGGGGGACUCUGGCCCACUGCAGGCUCUGGCCGAGACGCACCUAGCCUCGGCCCCGGAUGGCGGGCCUGGGCUUGUCCUGCCGGCCGCGGUGUUGGCCGAUCCCCAGGCCGCCCGCGGCGGGAUCCUGCUCUUCUUCGCGCACGGGGCCACACGACUGGCCGCCACCGGUAGCAUUGGCCAGUCCCCGAAGCCGGCCCCGGUGGAGGUUCCCCCGCUGUCCGGCCUCGACCUGGACAGCGUGGCUUCCCUGGUGGAGUUGGGCCCCUUCUCGGAUUUGGCUGCCGACACGGUCUUGGGCUAUGUGUUCUGCACGACGACCGGCAUCGGCCGUGUGGGCUUCCUCUCGUGCGUGGAGGACCCUCGCUUCCCGGACAUGGUAUGCUCCGGGGACCCCCUCUCCACGUCGGCAUUCACGAUGGAUGCCUGUCGUGAGGUCCGGCGCCUGGACAGCCGCCGGGCCCUGGCUCUCGGGCCCGAUCAGCAGGCCCAUGUGGUGUCCUUUAGCGAGUCGGGCGGCUUGACGGUGGACUCUUUGAGCCCGGUGGCCGGUGCCGUCCGGCUGCCGGACCAUCCGGCCCGGUGGGCCCCCUCGCCCGGCCUGCCAGCCGACUGGUACCUGUCGCUGGAUGGGCAAGGCCGGCCGGCCUUGUCCAUGGUGGAUCUCCUGUCCCGGGACAGCCGGCUGGAGGCCCUGGCCGGGAAGUUGCUCCUGGCCCCCGGGGCCUGGAGUGAUGUGGCCAUGCUUCGGACGGCCGGGCCCGGGCGUCGGGACUACGAGCCCAUCCUCACGCGCGUCCAGUCCGGCAAAUGGCAAGUGGCCGCCCUGUAUGGGGAUGGCCUGGUCUCCGGGCGGACCAUCAACCUGCCGCACCCGGCCCAAACGCUUGCCCUGGCCUCGGAGCUGGACCUGCUCGAUGCCCUGCGCGUGUUGCCAUUGGAGCCGGCCGGGCUGACCGGGCGCCCGGGGGCCCUGCUCCUCCUGGCCCGGGGUGUCGUGGGGUUGGCGUUGCUCCGCUGCCCGGACCACCCGACGGCCGGGCCCGGGGCCUGUUACUUCCAAACAUCGGCCAUCGCCCGGCUGCCGGCGCCCCCCUCCGUCCCCGAGGGCAUUACCCUCCAGGGCCCGGUCUUCCUGCGUCCCGGGCCUGGCAUGGGGGCCGCCGCGGCCGCCACCGCCGCCGACCCGGAGGGGCAUGUGCUGACGCUGCUGGCCUUCUCCCCGGAGGCCGGCCUCAUGCGCCUGGUCUUCACGGCGACCUGCUCCAUGGAGGGGACCUACGGCCUGGACUGCGAGCCGUGCGACGGCGCGUGCCGCACAUGCACCGGCCCCGGGCCCGAGGACUGCACCUCCUGCCUGUUGGCCCUGCCCUCGGCGCCGGAUGCCUGCCUGGCCGCCUGCCCGGGCGGCCUGUUCCCCUCGCCCGACGGCCGUCCCCUGUGCCUUUGCAGGGCCGCGCUGCCCGAGGCCCCGGACAUCUGCCUGCCUGCCUGCCCGGAUGGCCGGAUCGCCACCGACGAGGGCCUGUGCGGCUGUAAUUCCAACUGCCAGAUGUGUGACACGUCGCGCGGCCGGCCGGCCGUGUGCGUGUUCUGCUAUCCGGGCACGGCCAUGGCCGCGGGCGGGAUGUCCCCGGCGUCGUGCUUCGCCUGCCACACCAGCUGCGACGAGUGCACGCUCCCCGACGAUGCCGGCGCCUGCACCAGCUGCCCGCCCGGGGCGUGGCUCCUGGACGGGACGUGCGUGGCCGCCUGCCCGGCCGGCACCUGGCCCGAUGCCCCCACGCGCGCGUGCCAUCCCUGCCCGGCCAGCUGCGCCACCUGCCAGUCGGCGGGCGCGUGCGCCACCUGCCCCGGCCAGCACUACCUCGGCCCGGACAGCCUGUGCCAGCCGUGCGACGGGUCGUGUGCCGCGUGCGAGGGGAAGGCCUCCUGCGGGGCGUGCAAGCCCGGCCUGGUGUUCCUGUCGGCCGAUCCGCAGCAGGCGUCCCUCUGCGGCAGCACCUGCGCCCCGGGCGAGUAUGUCGGGGCCGGCCGGUGCGCCGCGUGCGAUGGGUCGUGUGAGCUGUGCGCCGGCGGGCCGGACCGGUGCCAGGUGUGCGCGCCAGGCUUCCGCUGGAGCGCGGCCCCGGGCCCCGGCGGCACCAGCACAUGCGUCGCCUGUGAGCCUGGGUGCGCCUCCUGCACGAGCACCGCAUGUCUGUCCUGCGAGGCGGGCCUCCUGCUCACAGCGGCCGGCGCAUGUGUCAGUGCCUGCCCGGCCGGGUCGUUCAGCAACGGCGAGUCGUGCCAGCCGUGUGACGUGUCUUGCGUCACCUGCGCCGACGGCCGGCCGGACCAGUGCACGGGCUGUGCCGCCGAGCUGGAGCUUGUCGAAGUGACCCCCGGUGUCGGCACCUUCCCGUGCCGGCCAUCGCCGCUGGGCCCGGCCCUCUUGGCACCGAGCCGCGCGCGGGAGAUCUGCCCCGCCGGCCGGCCCCGGCACGCAUGCCGCGCUUCUGCCUCCCCCGCCCUGGCCAGUGGCUGUGGGGACAUGGCGGCGGCGGCGGAGGCCGGCCGCGGGCUGGCCAUCCUCUUGGCAGGCCGGGGCCGUCGCGCGCGGCAUGGGCCUCGCCUGCUGGCCCCGCCGAUCUCUUUGGCCACGGCGCCCGGGGCAUGUCUGCGCGGCCGGCCGGUCCCGGCGAGCUCGAUCCAGCGGGGCCAGGGAGUUCAAGCCACCGGCGCUGGCGAGUUCAAGCCACCGGUCCCGGCAAGCUCGAUGCACCGGGCCCAGGGAGUUCAAGCCACCGGCGCUGGCGAGCUCAAGUCACCAACCAUGGCAAGCUCGAUCCACCGGCCGGGCCCGAGCCGAUGCCGCUCGAUCGCCACGCCGCGUGCCGGCCAUCACCUCCCCCUGGCUCCGGGUCCAGCGCCUGGCCCUUGCUCCGGUGGAUGGGCCCGCUCCGCCGGCUCCGCCCGCUCUGCCCGCUCUGCCUACUUUGCCCGCUCUGCCUACUUUGCCCACUCCGCCCGCUCUGCCUACUUUGCCCGCUCUGCCUAG